This is a messenger RNA of Angiostrongylus costaricensis, 657 nucleotides long. Lineage: Eukaryota; Metazoa; Nematoda; Chromadorea; Rhabditida; Metastrongylidae. The record is from the annotation of a GenBank genome assembly.
AUGGGCUUUGAUGAAGCUGUUACUGUAUGGUUUUUUUUCUUUACGUUUCAGAAGAAGUUUGUGGAAGAAGUCCAGCUUGCAAAGAAGAACAGCCCAGGGUUGUUCGUUUCUGCCUGGCAAGAAGAUGAGACAGGAUUACGGGACGCCAAUCUCAAUGAUCCAAAGGACAUGUUUUUGAAGGAAGCUGAGGAUGGGAACGUAGAUGGUUUGAGAAAGAUGCUCGAACAGAGUCCUGAUCUUAUAUCAAGCUGUGACGAGGAUGGGUACACUGCGCUUCAUCGUGCUGCAUACGGUGAUCACCUAGAAACGGUGUCGUUCUUACUAGAAAGUGGAGCUGAUUCUGAGGCAAGAACAAAGCACGGGUGGACUCCUCUCCAUUCUGCCGCUAAUUGGGGAAAUUACGAAACUGUAGGACUGUUAAUCUCUCGAGGAGUAGAUGUGAACGCGUGCUCAGUAGGAUCUGUGACUCCGCUCCAUCUUGCAAUAAAUGGUCAAUGUGAGGAUUCCGAGAAUGUACUCCGUACUAUUCGAUAUCUGCUUCAAGCGCCUGGCAUUGAUGCGGGUAUUCGUAGUGGUUCCGGUGAUACUCCUAUUGAGCUAGCACGUCGUACAUCGGGAGCGAUAUAUAAGCUACUGAAAGACCACAUAAAUCGAUAA